Molecule: messenger RNA, 579 nt
Organism: Eurytemora carolleeae
Lineage: Eukaryota; Metazoa; Arthropoda; Copepoda; Calanoida; Temoridae
Exons: 3
Coding region: 1-543 (180 amino acids)
Source: RefSeq, a predicted model, not a curated record
AUGCUAACUCUCCUCACUCCUCACUCCUCAGGGAGUCAGAGGGUUGCCGGGAGGUGUGGUUUCCUGAGAUUUGGCCCGUUAGACAACAGCUCGGCAUUUAAGUUCGAAAAUUUCUUGGGGCAGUUGAAGAAGAGAGUACGAAACGGCAAGGAGCCGUUGAAGCAGGCGGUGGCCCGGUUAGCUGAGCAGGAUACGAGGCCUGUUGUCCUGAAGACCAAGCCAGAGUACUCCUUUAAACCCCCAAACAACUGCUACAUCUCCACAUCAACAUCUCCACGUCUCACAUCCCCAACCCCUGUGCUUCUAACUGGGAAGUAUGGGGAUGAUUACAGUGCAAAAGUGUAUCUGGUUACAAGUGAUAUUUUCGAUAUGCCCCUACCCUCAAGGGAAAUACUGAACUUUAAGUUAGGCGCAGCUUCAGACAUAGUGUUGAGCGCGGAUGAACUUGCUGAGCUAACCCUGAUAAGGGCAGUUAAACUUCCCUGCUAUAAUGAGGAAUAUAUCAUGCCAAUGUUGCAUGAUGACACCGUGCAGUGCUUCUAGUUGAACUAUAUAUUUGUAAAUAAACUAUGUUCCAGA